Molecule: messenger RNA, 623 nt
Organism: Schistocerca cancellata (South American locust)
Lineage: Eukaryota; Metazoa; Arthropoda; Insecta; Orthoptera; Acrididae
Product: ejaculatory bulb-specific protein 3-like
Exons: 2
Coding region: 111-518 (135 amino acids)
Source: RefSeq, a predicted model, not a curated record
GUGAAAAGCAGCAAGUGAGCUUUGUGAAAAUAGCCUGGCUCCUCAUCAAUCGGAGGCCCACCUUUUGGAGCUCCUUGGAAGCCAAAUAUGACCCUGAAGGCACAUACAGGAUGAGGUAUGAGAUUGCGUAUGAGAAGAUCAAGGACGAAAAGGACCAGGAGCCGUACUCCAGAAAGUACGACAAAGUGAACCUGGACGAGGUGUUGGCCAGCGAGCGACUUCUGAACAGCUAUUCCCAGUGCCCCAUGUCCGACACAGAGGAGAGCUGCACAGCUGACGCCAAGUACCUCAAGGCUGCCAUCCCAGGCGCUCUAUGCAAUGGAUGCAGUCGCUGUCGCCAGAGGCAACGACAGGACGCUGAAAAGGUGAUCAAGUUCCUAAUGAAGAACAAACCGGACUUGUGGAACCAACUGGAGGCCAAGUACAACCCGAAGGGGGUGUACAGGAUAAAGUACGAGAAGGAGUACCAGAGGCUGAAGGAGGAACAGGGCGCCAGUGAGGGGAUCACGUCUGCCUAAGGCAGCGAGCCUCACUCCAGCAAGUCCAACAGCGCCAACGCCUCGACAGCCGCUUCCAGCGCCUCGUAGACGACGGGCGAUCGCUACACUGCCGUGGCCAAGCAU